Spinacia oleracea (spinach) is the source of this 3556-nucleotide messenger RNA. RefSeq names its product AP-1 complex subunit gamma-2. Gene Ontology annotation, cellular component: AP-1 adaptor complex; Golgi apparatus; membrane coat. Gene Ontology annotation, biological process: vesicle-mediated transport; intracellular protein transport. The transcript is spliced from 18 exons. Bases 396 to 3020 code for a protein of 874 amino acids. Lineage: Eukaryota; Viridiplantae; Streptophyta; Magnoliopsida; Caryophyllales; Amaranthaceae. The record is from RefSeq and is a predicted model, not a curated record.
CCCUCGUGUUCUUGAGACACACACAUUUUCGUGCUCUUCUUCUUUCUUGCAUUUUGUGAAUUCUUUUGCCUUCGCCAAUUUACACAGAGAGAGCUUCAAACUCUUCUUCACAAAUUCUUGUAUACAUCAAAAUGACAUUCAAACCCAACUAAAAUUAAUCACUGCAUCUGCACAAGCAGCACAACCCCAUCAGAAAUUCAUCCCCUAAAUUGUUACUUUUUUCUCUCUCCUCAUCCUUAGAUCUCACUGAUUUCUCUCUGAUCUCUCAAAAUUCAACUCUGAUCGCUGGUUUUCUGCUCACCAGAUUCGAUUAAGCUCUUUGAAAUUUGUUGGGUUUGUGUUUUUUCAGCAAUCAAAUCGAGGGUUCUUGGAGUUUUUCAACACUGGACCCAAUCAUGAAUCCCUUUUCAUCAGGAACCCGUUUGAGGGACAUGAUUCGUGCUAUACGUGCUUGUAAAACGGCAGCAGAAGAACGUGGAGUUGUUAGAAAAGAAUGUGCAGCUAUCCGCUCUGCCAUUAGCGAAAACGAUGCGGACUAUCGUCAUCGGAACAUGGCCAAGCUCAUGUUUAUUCACAUGCUCGGUUACCCUACACAUUUCGGGCAAAUGGAAUGCCUGAAGUUAAUUGCCUCUCCCGGAUUUCCAGAGAAAAGAAUAGGCUACCUGGGACUUAUGUUACUUCUUGAUGAAAGACAAGAAGUACUUAUGCUGGUCACAAAUUCCUUAAAACAAGAUCUGAACCACACAAACCAGUACAUUGUGGGACUUGCUCUUUGUGCUCUUGGGAACAUAUGUUCUGCUGAAAUGGCGCGUGACCUUGCACCAGAAGUAGAGAGAUUGCUUCAAUUUCGGGAUCCAAAUGUUCGCAAGAAAGCAGCACUCUGUUCAAUCCGGAUUAUAAAGAAAGUCCCUGACCUGGCGGAGAAUUUCAUAAAUCCUGCUGCUUCUUUGCUGAAAGAAAAGCAUCAUGGAGUCCUGAUAACCGGAGUGCAACUUUGUACGGAUUUAUGUAGAAUCAGCGAAGAUGCACUCGAGUACUUCAGAAAGAAAUGUACUGAUGCUGUGGUGAAAGUUCUAAAAGAUCUCGUGAACAGUCCAUAUGCUCCAGAAUAUGAUGUUGCUGGAAUUACAGAUCCUUUCCUCCAUAUCAGAUUACUGAGAUUUUUGCGUGUUUUGGGACAUGGUGAUGCUGAUGCCAGUGACAGCAUGAAUGACUUGCUUGCACAGGUGGCAACAAAAACCGAGUCCAACAAGAAUGCGGGGAAUGCUAUUCUUUAUGAGUGUGUUGAAACUAUCAUGAACAUUGAAGAUAACAGUGGUUUGCGUGUAUUAGCCAUUAACAUUCUUGGAAGAUUUUUAUCUAACAGGGACAAUAAUAUUAGAUAUGUUGCCUUAAAUAUGUUGACGAGGGCGAUAAAUUUUGAUGCUCAAGCAGUACAGAGGCAUCGAGCGACGAUCUUGGAGUGUGUGAAGGAUUCAGAUGCUUCAAUCAGGAAAAGGGCUCUUGAACUUGUGUAUCUUCUAGUGAAUGAGAGUAAUGUAAAGCCUUUGACAAAAGAGUUAAUUGAUUAUUUGGAAAUUAGUGACCUUGACUUUAAGGAGGAUCUUACAGCCAAAAUUUGCUCCAUUGUUGACAAGUUUUCACCAGAGAAGAUUUGGUACAUUGAUCAAAUGCUGAAGGUUCUUUGUGAGGCUGGCAAUUAUGUGAAGGAUGAAGUAUGGCAUGCCCUUAUUGUUGUCAUAAGUAAUGCUCCCAAUCUCCAUGGGUACACAGUCAGGUUCCUGUACAGAGCUCUUCAAGCAUCAACUGAACAGGAAACACUUGUCAAAGUGGCAGUUUGGUGCAUUGGAGAAUAUGGUGAUAUGUUGGUCAACAAUGUUGGGAUGCUAGACAUAGAAGACCCUAUAACAGUAACAGAAUCUGAUGCGGCAGAUGUAAUUGAGAUUGCUAUCAAAAGUCACAACUCGGAUGUUACCACUCGUGCUAUGUCUUUGGCUGCUCUAUUGAAGCUUUCCUCUCGAUUUCCUGGUUGUUCUCAGAGGGUUAAGGAUAUACUUGUGCAAUACAAAGGAAGCCUACUCCUUGAAUUGCAGCAGAGAGCUCUUGAAUUUAAUUCAAUUAUUGAAAAGCAUCAAAACAUCAGGUCUGCAUUGGUGGAAAGGAUGCCUGUUUUGGAUGAGGCAACAUACAGCGGGAGGAGGGCUGGCUCUUUGCCAGCAGCAGUUUCAAGUUCCAAUGUGACUUCUGUUAAUCUUCCAAACGGAGUUUCAAAACCUGCUGCCCCCCUUGUUGAUUUACUUGAUCUAAGCUCGGAUGAUGUUCCUGCACCUAGCUCUUCCGGCGGUGGUGAUUUUCUACAUGACCUCCUUGGUGUUGAUCUGGCACCAUCACCAUCACAGUCAGGUACUCAAAAGUCAGGAACAGAUGCCCUGUUGGAUCUUUUAUCAAUUGGGAGUCCCACUGCUAUGAAUAAUUCAUCAACUCCAGACAUUUUGUCCUUAAACCUAGAAAGCAAAAGUUCUGGAGGAUCGCUGGAUAGACUGUCAUCGAUUUCAUCCAUUCCUGCGCAAGUGUCUUCUCCCAGUGUAACUUCUCCUAUUGUGGAUUUAUUGGAUGGCUUGUCUGCCAGUCAGCCGACAAUAGAGGCCAAUGGUCAGCAAUUCCCUUCCAUGGUUGCAUUUGAGAGCAGCUCCCUAAAAAUGACGUUUGACUUUUCAAAAUCUGCUGGGAGCCCACAAGUGACAACAGUCACGGCUACUUUUGCUAAUUUGUCAGCCAAUAGUUAUACUGAUUUCUUAUUCCAGGCUGCAGUUCCCAAGUUUCUUCAACUGCACCUUGAUCCAGCUAGCAGUACUACCCUUCCUGCCAGUGGUAAUGGCUCCAUCAUUCAGACAAUGCGAAUUACAAACAGCCAGCAUGGGAAGAAACCCCUGGCAAUGCGCAUAAGAAUAGGAUACAAGGCAAAUGGGAAAGAUGUUUUGGAGGAAGGGCAAAUCAGUAACUUCCCACGUAAUUUGUGAGUUUCAAUGUUCAUCUGAGAUCUUCUAGUGAGGUGCAAAGGCUCAAAAGUUACUGAUUUAAGCAGAUUGACUCCUCAAGUCCUUAGUCUCUGCCUGUUAGGGCAAUCUUUUCUUCAAAUUCUUCUAGUGAAGACGUAUGUGGCUCGUAGCAAUUGGAAUUCGCUGGACAUGUUAGGUUCUCCAAGUGUUAUCAGUUUCGGGUUUGUUAAUUCCUCUUUUCUUUUCCUUUUCUUUUCUCCAUUUUACCUCUGGGUCCAUGUACAUUUACGGAGUAUAUUUUGGUUCAUAUAUGUAUCAAGAAUGUCGAAAAAUGAAUUUUGGGAAGUUGUCAAGGUGAUGAUGAGAUAUCUCUAUGUUGUGUUGAGGAACUGGGAGUUAUUCCAGCUGUUUUUGUCGAGUCUUGUGAACCUCAGAGCUCAGGGAAUAGUUGAGUUGAGUACGGGGCAGAGAUUUGCCAUACACAAUACUACUUGCAUAGCUUAUGCGAUUCUUUGAUUUGUAAUAUUAUUUUGUAGUAUUAUUAUUAUUAUUUUCUC